GGACAGAGCCUGAGAGAGACUGAGCCUUAGACAGCCUGAAACAGCUGAACUGAAACAUGGAGCCAGGCCUGAGAAAGGAAAGAAGGAAAAGGAGAAUUAGGGGCACAGGAGAGCCCCCUAAGGGGGAGAGGCACUCUAACUCCAUCACCUCAAACCUGGGCAGCUGCGACCACAACCAAGCUAAGCACCGUGGGAUGGACAUUCAGAAAGACAGCUAAGGCCUGCAUUGGAAGCAGAAACUGAGUUCUCCUGGCCUGCAGCGAGGAGCCCAGCGUCCUGCCCCCACCCCAGGUGGGUAUCUGGGAUCCCUUCACACCAGGAGUCAGGCCCCCAAGCCCAGCAGGAGUGAAACCCCUCCGGCUGAUGAACGUGGCCCUUUCAACGCCAUGGCCUGCGGGGCCUGCCUUCUCGCCUGCGCCCCCCGCCUUGCCGGUCCGCAGCAAACGGGGCUAUUUCCGGCUCCCCCAACACAGUCUGGUUUUGCAGCCUGGGAGUGGCUGGAGGGGGAGCCGCCCCAGAGCUAGGGCUGCGCUCUGCCCGGAGCCCCAGUGGCCCUGAGUGUGUUGUUACCUGAUCUUUUGUGUGAUGUAUGUGUGGCAAGGAAAUUUGCAGUGACUUUGGAGCCCAGACUGAGGAAGCGGAGGUGGCGAAAAGAGAGACAAUACCAGCCCGAAGUACAAUUAAGGGGCCAGAGCCGCUCGUCUCUCCCCCGCCCUCCCUGCCCGACUGCGAGCUGUCUGGCCUCAAACCUCAGGGCGACACGCGAACCUGCAGCCGGAAACUCAGCCCGGGGCGGAGGUAGCCAGAGGACUCCCCAUUCAGAAAACAGGAGAAAAGCUCUCUUCCACCUCAGGGGCGCCAUAACUAGCCCCGCUGGUUUGUGGAGAAUCCAAUGAAUGAAAGUGCACAUUCCGACGAAUUUUCCCGAUCCCCCCCCCCCGCUUUUGGAAGGAAAGUACAGGGCUUCGAGCAUCUCAGACACACAAGCAAACCGCCAUCUCCUGAGGCAGACAGACUCACAACAUGAGUGUGAGCUUGAAAUCGUACACAGGUUCAACAUUCCCCGAGGAGGCCGCUUUGCCAGGCCUGGCGGGCGCCGAUCUCCCUACCUUCUCUCCCUCCAGGGCCUCAGGCAGAGAGACCCAGAAGACUCGGUCCCUCUAGCUCGAUCCAAUCCCGCCUCGGAAGCGCCUUCGUUACCUGCUUCUGGACUCCCCAUGGCUACAGAUGCAGGGCAGCCGCCUCCCGCCUGGGGAGGGAAGCCCUGGCCACCACAGCCGCUGCUGCCCGCCCUCCUUCCCUCCCUCCCUCUUUCUCACCCUCCCUCCCUUUCUCCCUCCCUCGCGCUGCCGCUCUCGGGGCCCUCCCGCGGGCAACCUGCUCUGGACCAAAUCCAGGUAUCUCCGAAAGAGAAAAAAGAAAGGACUUCUUAUGUGGAAAAGAAAGAAAGAAAGACCCUUAAGUGCAUGUAUUUUUCACGCUCUGACUGCGGGUUGGUCUCAGUUCAGACGUCCGGGACACCGCCCGCAGCCGCAGAGGUGUGCGGGGCCUGCUGCCUCGCCCGCGCUGACCGCCGCGCCUCGUGCUCUGAGCGCUCCACACUCUGGGCCGCCGCCCCCCGGCAGCCCAAACACCCAACAGACCUCAAGGUCCUUCCUACAGACUCAACAUCCGGUUGCCUGCCUUGCCACUGGCCCCAGCCCGGGAGCCCACUCCGCUCUGUCUGCGGCCAAAGUCCACACAAAUCCACCUUGUAGGUGCUCUUCCGCCCUGCCCGGACACCCCUCCUGGCCAGGCCGCCCUCCAGGCCACACUUGGGCUGCGGCCCUGCCUGCACCGGACUUCAAACCUCGUCCCCUUCACUACCGGUACAGAGCCCUGCGCCCUGGCCUUCCCUUCCACAGACCCCAGUUCCCGCGGCCGCCACCACUUCACCUGUUCUUGAGAAGGGCUGCAUCUCCGAGGCGACACAAGGCAGUGGGCCUGGGCGAGGUCCCAGGGAGGCCACAGACAAGCGGCCCUGCUGAGCCCCAGCCCCUGCAGCCGGCGAGAUAUCUCCAAGACCAAGGUUCUCUUUGGCGAGCUCUUGCCUUUUCCUCCUUCUCCCGCAAGUCUCAAACACUCACACGCCGAGAGUUCAGCUCUAUAAAUCCUGCUCCUCUUUCCCAUAUCAUAAUUAAAAAAAACCAGUAGGGGAGGUUUUAACUUUUAUUGCGAUUUCUGGA
Molecule: messenger RNA, 2225 nt
Organism: Nycticebus coucang (slow loris)
Lineage: Eukaryota; Metazoa; Chordata; Mammalia; Primates; Lorisidae
Exons: 3
Coding region: 1228-2193 (321 amino acids)
Source: RefSeq, a predicted model, not a curated record